GUGUAUGGUAUGGAAGGAUUGAUUUACUCUGCCUAUUUUCUACUUCUCUGACCACGGCAAAGGUAUACUCGACUAGUCCUGGAAAGAUGAACAGUGUGCAUAUUUAAUGACCAAGUCAGCAGAAAUAACAAAUAAAAUCUCCUCCACCGAAUGUGUUUAAGAUUCAGUCACUACGCUGGCUUUUACCACUGGCCAAAUCGGAGUCAACAAAGUAAGGCGGCGAAGGCAACCCGAUAUUCAACAAAUGAUGGUUCAGUCACAUGACGUGGCUAGAUCGCCUGGUCAUGUAAUGUGUAGGCAGGCCGAACACACACUCUGAUCCAUGAGGCUGCACAAGGAAGAAUUUAACACUCAGGCAGACAAUCGCUGUGGAAUGGAAUUACCACACUGGAAAUCCCCGCCGGCAAUGUGCCCCCCUGAGGAUGUGCCUUUCUGCUUUUUGACUAACACGAACACUGAUCUGCUAAUAUCAACAUAAAUAUGUGUUUCUUUUUCCCACGGAAUGUAACCUCAAUGGAAUUGCCAUUCUAAAAGCCUUCGGAAAAUUGUUCUCAUUUUUUCACGGAUUUUGCGGCAAAUGUUACCGGGUUCGAGCUGUUGAUCAGUUGUCACAUAAACCUUAAUAAUGAUUCAUCAGCGUUUCGAUUGAGUAGGAUUUUUCAGAAUAUGGAAUUAAAUUAUGAGGAGUCAUGUGAAAUUACAAUUUCGCCACUACGAAGGGAGCAGAGUUUGUGUCGGGCGGACAAUAUAUUAGAUGAGAAUACGGAGUUCAGUAUGAGGCAGCAAAGAAAACGUCACCGUAGUCCACGCCAUGACAAAGAGGACAGGCGAAACUCGAGAACAGCUAAAGGAAACCUCGAAGAGGCUCCCAAAGCAAAAAGAGAUUCUCUCCAAAAUGGAGGUGAAAAAGACGUGACAUGCUCUGAAAUCUGUCUUGACAGGUUAACCGAUGCUGGCCCUGAUGAUUCCUCACAAGUUACUGGGGACCACCAACAAAGAUUAUCCUGGACCCUGUGUCAUAGGUGUCGACGAAUACAGGAGGCUUGUGAGACAAAGUCGCCGACCAGUGGAAAGUGUAAAGUGUUCAGUAACGUUCUCAAAUUGAAAAUGGUUCGCCAGCUUGGACAGUUGCUCAUGUUGUUGUUGUUCACAUCAUGUGGUGUUAUCAUAGCGACCACAUUACUCACGGACGUUAACGACAGAUAUGCGGCACAGUUACUCAACUCAGACAACCACCAGCUUGAUGAGGUACGCUUGCGGUCGGUCAGCCUCAAAGACUUCCGAAGACAGUUGUCACAAACUAGGAGUUACUAUGACUUACUAAGGAUAUUUUUUGACCGGAAAAGUAUAUCUGACAAAGAAAUAGACGAGCUUUUGAUGGCCAAAACAUUAAAACGAAUCUCUGGCCAUGUUCAUUUACGUGAAAUCUCCGCGAGUGAGGAUUACCCAGACGAAAUGUACUACGACUACGGAGACUACGCUUUACAGGAUCCUGGGACAUCAGUCAUGGAGGAUACCCAUCGAGCGUAUGCUCAUUUUGAAGAAAUGGAAAAUAGCCCACUUGGCUACUGUUACCACCCUCAGCCGGAAAUCAUGCCCGUCCGCGGGGAAGGAGACUCCAAACAUAAGUUAUAUAUCCCAGAAUGCACCGUGUUACAUCGAUGUCGUAACGUCAGUGGUUGUUGUCCUAACUCUUCAACGACAUGCGGGCCGAAAACCAUCGAAGUCAUCACCAAGUCAUUUUUCGUUGUGGAACUGACGGAUCCUGACCAAGUCCAACCCAGUAACAUACAGAUGGUGGAGAACCUGGACUUCAUUAAUCAUACCGAGUGCGAAUGUAAAGAAAUCAAAGGUUUACCUGGCUGUGACCAGGAAUGCCCAACUCACUUCACACGGAUGAGAUCUAACAUGAAGUGUUUAUGCGACUGCCUUGACGAUAAUGAGAUCUGUCUGGAGAUCAAACGUGGACACAAGAGUCUCGACGAGAAAACUUUAAUGCGUAUCAAGGACAAAACUUACAUGGCGCCAGUGUGUGAGGAGGAAGUGUUUGACAUAAAGACAGGCUAUUGUCCCAGAGUACACAUUCGACAUGAGGAGCAUCACUACGGCCAUCGGACAAAACACAGGGACCGUAACCAUAGAAACCAACAUGAACGCAAUCACAGAAGAAAAAACCACAAGGAAAGACGGGGGAAGAAUAGCUGAUUAAGUGUUAAUAAUGAGGAAUGUUUGGACAAUAUGUUUGACAAUGACUACAUGUAGGUAGGUAGGGUACAGGGUGAACCCACCGUCUGUAACACUGCCAGAGGACAUAAACUCCGCUUUGUGGUGUAGGAAACCUUGCAAUGAGGGUGAAGUCUUGCGCCGUUGCGGAUCACUACACACUCGUAUCUUGAAUCUGACUGGUACAUUGGUCAGAGAAAAUACUACAUGGCUUCAUCACCUUUGUGAUGAACGUUACCGAUGACUUCACACUCGUAUCUUGAAUCCGACUGGUACAUUGGCCAGAGAAAAUACUACAUGGCUUCAUUACCUUUGUGAUGAACGUUACCGAUGACUUGGGUUUUCCUUGUUAUGAAUAACAUAUGGAUUUUUCGUGGUGUAUUUACCUUUGAUCAGGUAUAAAUAUCCCUAAUCAACUCCCUGAUGUUCUCACAAUGACUUUGAUAACACUGUGAUGAAGUUAUGCAAAUGAAUGUGUGUCCGUGGGUUUAGACUAUAAGAGACUUUUCGUCGACCGUCAUAAUCUUGGUAACACGCUCAACGAUAAAGUGUUGCCAAAGUGGGUGUUUCCAUCAUGUAGGCGGUUGGUGCUGGGAGAGUGGAACAGAAUAAUCAACCACUGUUUCACUCAGAGACGGACAUAAUCUGCUCUAUACCUGGCAAUCAGAAACUCGUUUUAGCUUUUGUACAGCAAGCGGAGAUGGUGGUCAUGACUAUUUGUGUUCAUUGUGCCAGUACCUGUCGGCUUGUGUACUGUCGGGUGUAUUUUGUGUUCUCCUCAUGUUUACUUUAUAUACAUGUUUAUACAUUUUAUUUUACUGUUACUGUCCAUCCGAUAGUACGCAAGAAACAGUUUACCUCGCAGUUCAGCUCAAUGCAAACAGUGUGAUUGUUAAGAAAUGAUUAACGGCUGUACAUGAUAUUUAUUUGCAUCAAUUUGUAAAUGUAACCCUCGUGCUAGUAAAUAAUCACGCGCAUGCGCAUCUUCUCUUUUUGUCACCAGCAAUUUCUAGCGAUUUCAGAUUAUCUGACGAUGAAACAUGCCGCAAAACGUGUGAAAUUGUCUGUUAGUUUACACACGUGUACAUAUAGACCCACAUAAACCUAAUCACUUGAAUACUAACCGAAUCCGGCACAGGUCGUGAUGUAUCCACAUGCUGUAACCACAGCUACAUGAGAUAUGCUUAAAAUUUGGAAUGGUUUUUGUUAUCUUUGAGAUGAACGAUUACGAUGCGGUCACUGCUUUCUUGGCUGAGAAUUGAAACAUCACCGGGUUUUCCUCGUCUGUCAUUUUCAUCUCCCUGAAAGGUAUAGCGAAGGCAUGUGUCAGUCUUAUUGGUUACAUGUAUGGCGACAUGGACUUAGCUCUAUAGCGUAGAGACAGUUCGUCGGUAAUUUACCAAAGGCCACUGGUUUUCCACGGGUUUUCUUUCACUUAUAACCUUUACCACAUCGUAUAGAUCAUGAAACAUUUUUCACUAUAAGCCGUUAAACUGCAAUCAAAUAAAUAGGAAAUCUAUAGCGUAUACAUUAUAUUAGAUUCGACGUUAAAGAGUCGACCGGUUUUUUUUUUUUUCCUUCAGACUACAAGGAUGUGCGUGUUCUUUUACCGCGAACAGCAUUACGCAUGCGCUCUGUGUCAAGAUGUUGUACAUGUACUUACUGGACUUCAGGCCUUAACCUGGAACUCACAUAUAAAUACGUUUUAUUUGUUAUAGAACAGAUCAUAAAAAUACACA
Liolophura sinensis is the source of this 3962-nucleotide messenger RNA. RefSeq lists its product as uncharacterized. Gene Ontology annotation, cellular component: membrane. The transcript has 7 exons. NCBI's taxonomy places the organism in Eukaryota, Metazoa, Mollusca, Polyplacophora, Chitonida, Chitonidae. The record is from RefSeq and is a predicted model, not a curated record. Gene Ontology annotation, biological process: hemocyte migration. The coding region runs from base 667 to 2205 and encodes 512 amino acids. Gene Ontology annotation, molecular function: growth factor activity.